UCGAAGUGCAACAAUGACCACUGUGCGCUGUAAUAGCUGAAACUAGAAUCAGAAAAUUACAAAAAAUUGCGAAAAAACUAUUUAUUUGCAAGUGAAUGAUUCCAAGAGAAUUAAGUUGGGUUUGUUGUUAAUUUUUAGAGACUAAUUCUUCAACUCCGGGUGACGUGAAAGAUUUGUAAACAUAUAGUAUAUUCACAUCUAUAAAUACAUAAGCCCUUCUCGGAGUCACGGUAAAGUCGUGGACGUCUCGGUGAUUUAAAGGAGGAGGGUCAGGUGCUUGAACCAGGCCCGUACCCUCCAAACAAAACAUGGACGCCGUGGUUAUUGAUACUACAGAACCUCAACAAAAUGAUGAAGACGCUAUGGAAGUUUGUCGUGUAUGUUUGGUCGGCAAUCACAUAAUGAGAGAUCUCUUUGUAGAGAGCGACGUCAUCUCAUUAUCAACUAAAGCCAUGAGUUUUGCUAGUGUAAAGAUACUACCCGGUGAUGGCUUGCCACCUCAUGUUUGCUGCGAUUGUGCUGAUAAACUUGAGGCUGCAUAUGAAUUUAAAUUACAAGUUGAACAAGCUGAUAGUUUGCUUAGAGAAAAAUAUGACAACUUUAACAUCAAAGAAGAACUCAUUUUUAAUGAAGUGGAAGUACGUCCGGAAGAUGAAAGACAUGAAGAAGUUACUGAAAGUCAUCAUGUUGAUGCACAUUAUGAAAUAGCGACUGACAAUUUAAAUUCUGAUAUAACUGCUGUGAAACCCACAUUAUUAAAAGAUCAUUUGGCUUUACUAGAGGUACAAAAACUUUCUCACCAAAAUGAUUUUGCCAUACAGCAUAAUCAUAUUGUUCAAAAUCCUAAUCAUAUAGAAACAGAAGAACAAUAUAUUGUUCAACAAGACAAUCAGAGUACCUGUCAGAUAAUGAAUGAAAAUAUAAAUUCAACAAAUGAUGAAAAUCACGACAAAUCUGAAGUCAUACAUGAAGAAUCUGAAGGAAUAACGAUUGAAGAACACAAUUAUAUGGUCCAACAAGGUUAUAGUUUAUCAAGUGAACAAGAACACGAAUUAAUAAAUCAACAAGUUGAUGAUCAUGACACCACAGAAUAUUUAACUAUAAUAGGAGAAGAUGAAAGAUCUGUGAAAGAAACAGAAGGUCAUUUGAAUAAUAUGGAUAGUGAAAUGACUGAAGUAUAUGUUCAAGAAAAAUGUGAAAAUAAUACACAGAGUAUUGGAGAAAAUAAACAUAAAAUAAUUCAGAAUGAUGGAUCUAAUGAGGAAAAUUAUUUUGGAAAUCUUAAUUUAAGUAGUCGAUUAUCACAUGGUCAAGAAAAUAAGGAAGAUAAAGUGUUUUUUAUGUGUUACUUGUGCGAUAGACAAUUUAUAUCAAAAGAUAUAUUAAAAGAACAUAUGCAUUCUCAUGAAGAAGUAAGACAAGCAUUAAGUUUGAAAAAGACACCAGAAAAAUCGGUGAAAAAUUUGUCGCCCAUUAAAGGACAACCUCCAUCUGGAAAAAAAGCUAAUAAGUGUCCUUAUUGUGGCAAAGAAUAUUUGUAUGUAAUUUCAUUCAAAAAGCACAUUAAACAGCAUCAAAAUAUGAUGCAGUUACCAAAUGAAAAUGAAUUGAAAGAUUUUGUAGAUUCAAUACUACAAGAUGACAAUUCAUUUGAUUCAAAUAACUUUGAUAACAAUGAUACUUUCGAAAUUAUUCCUCAUGAAAAGAGUGAUUCUGAGAAUCAAAAUAGUCACAAUAUGAAAGAAAUGCAGGACCAUGAUUCAAGUCAUAAAUCGAAUCAAAUUGAAAUUUAUUUUGAUGGUACUGGUGAUCAGGUAGUAUGUAAAAAUGAAGAGAAGUUAUUAAUAAAACAUUUAUGUAAUAUUUGUAAUCAAGAAUUUGAUGAUUUUGAAAAACUGAAAGAUCACCGUACCGCUCAUAUACUUGAAGGUACUGCGAGUGAAGAAGAUUUUAAAGAUGGUUUAGAAAAUAUUUGUAAUAAAGAAUUCAGGGCAGAUAAAAAACCAACAGUGAAUAAAGAUAGUAAACCUUCAAUGGAAAUUAAAAAAGAAUCUACUGACUUCAAGUGUCCUAAUUGUAAUUUAUUGUUUGGCAGUAAAAGAUCCUUAACGAAACAUUUGGAAACUCAUGAAGCUGUUCGAUAUCGCUGUAAAAUUUGUGGGGAUGAAUUUACUCAUAAAGAAUAUCUUCGUAAACAUGCUGAACAGCACACUCGAGUAAAAUCAUUUAAAUGUACUGAAUGUAGUAUAAUUUUUGCUAAUGAAUUGACUUUAAGAAAUCAUUUAAUAGCAACGAAUCAUAAGACUACUAUUAAAGGAGAGGAAUAUGAUCCAAACAAAAGAAUCAAAAGAGUAGCAGCUAAGGCAGCACAAAAGAUCAUUGAUAAAAUAAGCACGGAAGUCGGUUUGGAAGAUUCUGAAAAAGAUGAUGAUAAUGAUGAAUUUAUGGUUAAGAUUGAAUCUGUAGGUACAAAAGCUGGAGAGAAAUCUCCAGCAAAGAAAGUGACUAAUAAAAAAAAUCUGGAAUGUGAAACUUGUGGUAAGAAAUGUAUUUCUAAACAAGCUUUAGCUAAACACAUGGAUUGUCAUGUAAAGAACGAAAAACCUGAAAAGGCUGAUAAAUUACAAAAUAAAAUGGAUCCUAAAGAAUCGUCAAAAAAUAUUUUUGGUGAUGAUAGAGACGAUGACGACGAUGAUGAUGAUGAUGACUUUGAUGGUGGAUUAGAUUGGCCUAUGGACAAUCAUGAAUGUUCAACAUGCAAAAAAAGAUACAGUACCAAAAAAUCUUUACUUCGGCAUCAACUUCUUCAUGAAGAACCAAACUUUGAAUGUGAUAUUUGUAAUGUGAAAUUUUACAGAAAAGAUAAGUUAAAGGCACAUUAUGAUAAAUGUUCUGAAAAAAAUCCUAAUCAAGUAAGAAAGUGUAAUAUUUGUGGAGAUACAUUUGAGAACAAUGAAAUCUUACGUGAACAUAGGUCUAAACAUGUUGAUGAAGGUAUUUUAACCGAAGAAGAUCUACGAGAGUUAGAGCCAGGUUCUGAAGAUAGAAAACCAGGGGAAAAAGUUCCAAGAAAGCGAAGAACUGACAUUGUUGGAUUGGAAUGUACUGAAUGUAAUAAACAGUACACAUCACGAAAAGGUCUUUUAAGACACAUUCAAGUUCAUGAAGGUAAAAAAUAUCUCUGCGAUAUAUGUCCCAAAAAAUUCUAUCGUCGUGAACAUUUAAAGAUUCAUGUUGCAAAACACAACAUGGUAAAGCCUUAUAAAUGUAGUCGUUGUUCUAAACGCUUUAUCAAAGAGGAACAACUAGCUGCGCAUGUAACAAAGCAUGAGAGAAAUUUCAAGAAAAAUAAGGAUUCUGAUAGCACUGCUAAAAGAUUCCUUUGUGAAAUUUGUUCAAAGAGUUUUACACAGUCAACUACUUUAGUUGCCCAUUUAAGAGCUCAUAAUGGUAUCAAGCCGUAUGUUUGUGAAGUUUGUGCUAGACCUUUCACAACUAAUGCUUAUUUGAAGAUGCAUAUGCGAACACACACUCAAGAAAGACCUUAUAGCUGUCAAUAUUGCUCGAGAGCUUUUGCUCGAGCUGAUACCUUGGCUAACCACUUGACCUCACAUACAGGUGAAGCCAAAUAUCACUGCAAAUAUUGUCCAAAGCAUUUCCGAAGACUUAAAUCCUUGAAAGAGCAUGUAUUCAUCCAUACAGGACAACGACCUUAUGCUUGCCCCACUUGUGAUAGAAGAUUCAAUAAUAAUGGGAGUCGUUAUGCUCAUAGUAAGAGAUGCAAACAAAACAUGCUCCAGAAUCAAGCGAGACAAAACCAGAUUCAAACUCAAACUCAAGCCGUUGCUCCAUCUCCGAGCCCCGUUCAGCCAACAAUUCGCCUUGCGCAACCAGUAGGACCAACAAUGCAAGUAGUUCAAUCGAAGAAUAUUAAGACUAUUACGAUUACGAGACAACAAGAUCAAGUUGGUACACACCAGAUCAUGCAGCAUCAAGAAAUACUUAUGCCUCUUAUCUUACCUCUAACUGUUACUUUGACUGAUGUUGAUGAUGAAGUUAUUCUUCCUGAAGGAACGAAAAUAUUCACCACCACGUAGUGGCUGAAAAAAUUAUCUCAUGAAAACCAGAUUGCGAAGUUGAAUUUUAAGGAAUAAUUUUUAAAUGUUGUGGAACUGAUUUUUAAAUGUUACAAAAAUAUUGCUUAAUACUUUGGGAGAUAUAUAUAAAAUUAAAAUAUGCUGCAUAAGGGCAUAAUCUUUUAUGUAUAAAUGAAAUUUUAUCUAAGUUAAUCGAAUAAUUUUCUGGGCUGGGAUUUAAGAAAUACAUUUGAUUUUUUAUAAAUUAAACUGAAUAAAUUUUGGUUCAAAAAUAAUUAAGGUUAAUUAUGUGCAGGAGUAGCUACAUAAUAGCUAAAUGAAAUUAAUCAAAUAUUUUGUUGCUCUUUAUAAUAAUUUUUUUUUAUAAAAAUUAUAAAAUUAUCUUAUACUCACAUUAAAAAAAUUGAAUUUUUAUAAAGAGUGUAUUUUAUGUGGCCACUUCUGUAAAUAGUAGGGGUGAUAACAAUUAAGCUCAUCUUUUGUAGACGAAUUAUUAUUGAAUAAUUGUGAUGGAUGUAAAUGAAUCAUAUGUUAUGAAUGUCAGAAUAAGUGUAUUUUGAUGCUAUUUGAUGAUAUGAUAUUAUCAGUAAUAAAAUAUAAUAUUCUAUUUUAAAUAAUAAAUAUAAUGUAUGAAGCUAUUCAGCCUCGAAUUCUCUUAAGUUUUUUUCAUUAAGAAC
Chelonus insularis is the source of this 4774-nucleotide messenger RNA. Its product is annotated as zinc finger protein 62 homolog. The transcript has 2 exons. Lineage: Eukaryota; Metazoa; Arthropoda; Insecta; Hymenoptera; Braconidae. Gene Ontology annotation, biological process: regulation of transcription by RNA polymerase II. The record is from RefSeq and is a predicted model, not a curated record. The coding region runs from base 309 to 4097 and encodes 1262 amino acids. Gene Ontology annotation, cellular component: nucleus. Gene Ontology annotation, molecular function: zinc ion binding; DNA-binding transcription activator activity, RNA polymerase II-specific; RNA polymerase II cis-regulatory region sequence-specific DNA binding.